Messenger RNA from Cygnus atratus (black swan), 1506 nucleotides. It is a transcript of the gene TAFA3, whose product is annotated as TAFA chemokine like family member 3. Gene Ontology annotation, molecular function: receptor ligand activity. The record is from RefSeq and is a predicted model, not a curated record. The transcript has 7 exons. Lineage: Eukaryota; Metazoa; Chordata; Aves; Anseriformes; Anatidae. The coding region runs from base 242 to 643 and encodes 133 amino acids.
CGGACGGCGGCCAUGGGCAGCGGCGGCCCCGGCCCGCACGGACGGCACCGGCAGUAAAAAUAUGGAACAACUCCUCUGAAGCAGGUGGAGUCACGCUGGCGUAAAACGGGGCGAGCAGCGUCACGGGCCGAGCAACCGGGGAUGUCCCGCUGCAGAUGCGCUGAUGUCUGCCCCCUGCAAAGACCCCUUCUACCUGUGGCUGGCAGAUGCACGGGUGUUAGCGUGAAGCCCCAGUAAGAGAAUGAGUGAAAGAGACAUACAAAGCUUGAGCAAAUGGGUUUUAGUGCUCACUCUCUGCCUUACCAUGCUAUGGGGAAGACUGACACUGGCCUCCACCCACCACAGAAGCCAUUCAGUGCACGUCGAGCCCGGCACCUGCGAGGUCAUCGCAGCUCACAGGUGCUGCAAUAAGAACAAGAUCGAGGAGCGCUCCCAGACAGUGAAGUGCUCCUGCUUCCCAGGGCAGGUGGCGGGGACGACGCGGGCGGCCCCAUCCUGCGUGGACGCCUCCAUCGUGCUGCAGAAGUGGUGGUGUCAGAUGGAGCCCUGCCUUGACGGGGAGGAGUGCAAGGUCCUGCCCGACCUCUCAGGCUGGAGCUGCAGCAGCGGCAACAAAGUGAAGACAACCAAGGUCACCCGAUAGCACCCCUGCGGGGGUCCCCGCUGCAUCGCCCGUGCUGUGCCCGUGCUGUCCCGGAGCCAGGUGCGGCGUGCUGUGGUGCUCCCGUCCUGCAUCCCGCGCCGCUGUUGGACCAUGCCAGGUACGGGUUCGGAGCAACUGCUGCCACCCAGCUUCCCGUCAGCCUGCAAGAAUGGGGCCUGAAGGCAGCUGCAAGACUGCUGCUGCUCCACGGUCCCCUUCUCCCCCAUGGACGUGCUCACCGACCAAGGAACGGGCUCAUUCUCCCAUCCUCUUAAAUAAAAUGCUCCAUAAGAGCUGUUGAUGGUUACAGAGACAAACAAUGGUCCCCCAAACCAGGCUUUAAUCUCAGCUAAAAUAGCAAAAAUCAUUGCUGCAGGAGUCACCGUUACCCCAUCUCCAGGAUCCUGAAUCAGGGUCAGCACCAGGAGUUCAGAAGCAGGUGGCGGCGCGGAGUCAUCCCAGCGUGGCGCUGGGAGUGCAGUGCUGGCCCUGCAGCGGCUGCAGCCCUGGCGUGGCGGCGUGGCUGGUGCCGUCCGACACCUCCGGCACCGGAGAUGGUAAAAAUGUUUCCGUGGAGCAUGCUGCUGGUUUUUCCUUCCUCUGUAAUUGCAUUAAUCAGGCUGCAAGUUUAAUAUCUGUUCCCCCAGUGCACGUCCCAGGCACCAAAUUACUGCUCAUGUCCGCAAUCAAUCCCAGAACAAAGGGAGGGGGAACCCCUCUCCCAUCUGCGGGGCCUGUCGCGCCAGCCGCAGCACAGAGAGCUGUCCAGAGACCAGCCUGAGCCAGGCGUCAUUGCGCUGAUCCAGCACAAUGACAUGUACACCCUGCCCUGGCUGUGAGCUCGAGGCCUCCAGGACAUGCUG